This is a messenger RNA of Cannabis sativa, 2367 nucleotides long. RefSeq lists its product as uncharacterized. The coding region runs from base 183 to 2129 and encodes 648 amino acids. The record is from RefSeq and is a predicted model, not a curated record. NCBI's taxonomy places the organism in Eukaryota, Viridiplantae, Streptophyta, Magnoliopsida, Rosales, Cannabaceae. The transcript is spliced from 5 exons.
UUGAUAUAUAUUUAUAUAUAUAUAGGUUCACCUCACCAGCUACACGAAUUCAUAUAUGAAGAAAAGAAGAGAAAAACACAUACAAGAGAUACAAGCCCAUCAUAUAAUAUAUAUAUAUCUAACUUUUUCUACUUCCACCAAUUUUGUUAUUUUUUGUCUUCAUUUAUUUGAUUCAAAUUAAGAUGGAAUAUUUGGAUCAACGGCCCAUAAAAAUAGGAGUUGGCACAAUAAGUACAAGGGCUUCUUCUUCUGAUCAUCAUAUUAAUGAUGGUGGUCUUUGUAAUAAUCGUUCUGAGUCCUUCCGGACGCUGGAGAUGGGUGUACCGAAAUCUGAAUCGGCAGAGGUGAGAUUAGCAUGGCUUCGUUCACAAAUAAUUGGUGGCAAUUACGAAGUGGAAUAUAAGUCUCCUUUUGGAAAACGAACCAUUGUCUAUGCCGACCACACCGCUUCUGGCCGAUCUCUUCUCUACAUUGAGAAUUUCAUCAUCAAUAAUGUUCUUCCUUUCUAUGGGAACACACACACGUGCGACAGUCACGUGGGUCUCCGAACGACAAAAAUGGUUCAUGAAGCAGGGAACUACGUGAAGAAAUGUUUGGGAGGUGGAGAAGAGGAUGCCCUCUUGUUUUGUGGAUCAGGCACCACUGCCGCCAUAAAGAGACUCCAAGAGGUUAUGGGGCUUACAGUGCCAUCCAUACUUAGAGAAAGAGUGAUGAAGAGUCUAACCAAUGAAGAGAAAUGGGUUGUUUUUGUUGGACCUUUUGAGCACCAUUCCAACCUUCUCUCAUGGCGACAAAGCUUGGCUGAAGUAGUUGAGAUCGGUUUAGACCAAAAUGGGUUAUUAGAUAUGGAAACUUUAAGAUUGGAGCUUGAGUCUUAUAAAUAUGCAAAUAGACCUAUUUUGGGCUCUUUCUCUGCCUGUAGUAAUGUCACUGGGAUUUACUCUGAUACAAGAGCAAUAGCCCAACUUCUUCACAAGUAUGGAGGCUUUGCAUGCUUUGAUUUCGCAGCUAGUGGUCCAUAUGUUGAGAUAGAGAUGAGAUCGGGGGAGAUGGAGGGAUAUGAUGCUGUUUUUGUGAGCCCACACAAGUUUGUUGGUGGGCCUGGAACCCCAGGCAUACUCUUAAUGAGCAAGGCCCUAUAUCAGCUCAGGACUUCACCCCCAUCAACUUGUGGAGGUGGAACUGUUGCUUACGUUAAUGGCUUCUCUGAAAAGGACACAUUAUAUUAUGAGGAGAUUGAAGAAAGGGAAAAUGCUGGGACACCACAAAUAAUACAAACAAUAAGAGCAGCAUUGGCCUUUUGGGUGAAAGAAUACAUUGGUUAUGAAGUGAUUGAAAAAUAUGAGCAUUUCUAUGUAGAAAAGGCACUAAAGAGGCUUCUCCCAAAUAAGAACAUACAAAUUUUAGGAAACACAAGUGUGAAACGACAAGCUAUACUAUCAUUUCUCAUUUAUUCCACAACAAAUUCUUACCUAUCAACAGACCACACUAUUAAAGACGGACAUGCUCAUAAUGAGAGAGAAGAAUCCAGGCUUUACAUGUGGGAAGAGACUGGCAACAAUAGUGGUAAGCCUCUUCAUGGAGCUUUCGUUGCAGCUCUUCUCAGUGAUCUAUUCGGUAUCCAAGCUCGUGGUGGUUGUGCUUGUGCGGGACCCUAUGGCCACACUCUGCUCGGAGUUAAUGAGGCUAACUCUCAUACCUAUAGAUCUGUUAUAAAAGAGGGCUACACUGGCGUGAAACCUGGAUGGACAAGAAUCAGUUUUCCGUAUUAUAUGCCCAAUGAAGAAUUUGAGUUCAUUUUGGCAACGUUGGAAUUCAUAGCUACUUAUGGACAACGGUUUCUGGCUCUUUAUCACUUUGAUUUGAGAACAGGGAACUGGACUGCCAAAGACAAGGCACUUUUAUGCCUCAUUAAGAAUAAUGCCUCCAAUGUACAUCAACAUCAUGGUGUGCCUGUAACUAAUUAUAAUAGUACAGAGGCAAAAGAACCUAAGCAUGAUGGAAAUGGAAUUGUCACUGAGUUUGAGUUGUAUUUAAAGACUGCCGUUGAGAUUGCUGGUCACCUCCCCAAGUUCCCACCACAACGCACACUUCAGGGAGAAUUUGAUUUUUUGCAAUUUAGGGUAUAAUAACUUUUAAUACAACAUGUCUCUAAUAUAUUCGUUCUCAACUUAAUAUAAUUGCUCCAAAAAAGGAGUAAUAUUUGUUUUGUUGCAUUAAUAUUUUUAUCCACCUUCCCUCAAAUGUAAUCUGUAUAUAUAGAUGGAGUGCAUGUCUCUGUCAACUCUUCACAAGUUUGCAUUAAAGGCCACCAUGAUAUGCAUGUCGUUUAAGUCUUUCAUUUAUUAUUUUUCUAUUUCUUUUUUC